UUCAGUGCGCGGACGCCAUGUUACUGCAGUGCAAAACACACCAUUGAUACCGAAAUUGUUUUCAUAAAGACAUCAUCAAUGCCGGGCAAACAACAUUUGAGCAUAGUGUGAGAAGUUUAUUGUUCAAGAUGUGGUCAAAUCCUUGGCAGUCAUCUUGGCCUCCAUUACAACAAGCUAAUUUUCAGAAUGUUCCUCACGAUCAAGUUGAUUGGGCUGCCCUGGCCAAACAAUGGAUAGCUCAGCGAGAGGACCCCAGCCAUGCGCCCACGCUACACGCAGCCCCUCCUCCACCGCCCCAACCUUCACAACCUUUCCCACCACAGCCAUUUAUGCAUGGAGCACCAGCCCUGCCCCCACCACAGUCAUUUCCAGAAGGAGUCAAUCAGAAUGACAUGGAUAUAUCUGAUGAGGAAAAUGGCUCUAAUAGGGAUUCAAAUUUUCGUGGAAACCAACAUCAACAGCCCAAUAAUGGUAACCAUAACCAGAGUGGAUGGGGAUGGAAUGAAGAUACUUGGGGACCUACACAGGGUGGAUGGAGCAUGGCAGGGGGAGACAAGAAUGUGGAAGGAUUUGACUACAGUCAUGGGGGAUACCAAGAGAGCUUUGAUUAUAACCAUGGCGGCGAUCAAUUUAAUUUUUACAAUCAGCCACCAAAUGUACCUUCCCAGGGAGGUUUCAAUGAUUACUGGGCAACUCCAACUGAGCAUUCUGGAAAUAACCGAUCCUACCAGCGCAGAGAUCGUUUCCACUCGCCACAUCCAGAUGUUGAAGAGGAAACUGGCAUUGAUGCAAUGAAGCGCAAAUCCUUGCCGGCAUGGAUUCGUGAAGGUCUAGAAAAGAUGGAGAGAGAGAAGCAGAAGAAGAUGGAUAAAGAGAAGAAGGCCCAAGAGAUGGCAGUUGCUCAAAAGGAGAAAGAGGAUGCUGAAAAAGAAGCAGCAGAGGAAGUCAUGCGAGAGAGUGGGGGACAACCUGUUGUUCCAAAGAAGAGUAGAUUUGACUCAGAUGAUGAAGAAGAGGAUGAAAAAAGACCAAGUCGACUUUCAGCUUCCCCAUCGCCAAAGAGAUCUCCAGCACAGAAGGAGCGCACUCCUUCACCUGAAGAAGAGAAGACAGAGGAGGAGAAAAAAAUGGAAUUGAUACUGAAGGUGAAGAAAUGGAUGACGGAGAUAUUGCUUGAAGUGACAUCACAGGAGACAGAAUCAGUUGCAAAAGAAGUGUUUUACAAAGCUAGGAAUAAUGCAGCUAAAGCUCCGGCAAAGCAGCUAGCCAAGUCCUCUGCUUUGGCCUCUAUUUCUGCACUUGGUCUUGGUUAUGGGUCAGGCAGUGAGAACGAGGAAGAAAACAACUCUGAGGACUCUGAUGAGGACCUGGAGGCUAGGAUUCGUCGUAAGAAGGAGCAGUUUGCUAAACAGCACAGCAACAUCUUUACUGAGGAUGAGGAUGAAGAAGAGGAGGACGAUGUCAAAGAGCAUAGCAGAAAUAAAAUGAAGAAAGAAGAUCUUGAUACUCCUGAAUUUCUUAAAAAUCCCAUAUCGGAAAAACACUUGUAUCCGUUCCAGACCAAAUAUGAAGCCAUUCCUGGGUUAGAUGUAAGGAAUAGUGAUGCAGAGGGGGAGCCUAGUGUUCAACAUAAGCAGGAGAGAAAGAGCAAGGUUAAAGGUGCCAAAUUAAAAGAGGCUGGUCUUAGCAAUCAGGAUAAAUCUAAAAAGAUCAAGCAUGAAAGUGAUAGUGCGAGUACCAGUGAGGACUCUUCAAGUGACUCUUCUAGUAGUUCAGACUCUAGCAGUGGUUCAGAAUCCUCGUCAGAAACAUCUUCUGAGGAUUCUAAAAUGAAAAAGUCGAGGUCACAUGGAGGGAAAAAUAAUAAAAGGUCUCAGAAAACCAGUACUAGGGAUUCCAAAGACUCAAAACUUGAGAAAAGUAGAACAAAAGAGAAAUCCAGCAAAAGUAAGCAUAAAGAUUAUGACAAACACAAACGAGAAUAUAGUGAAGAUCGUGACAACGAAAUUGAGAGCUAUAGAGGGAAUAGAAGCAGGAGCAGGGGGAGGGGGUAUAGUGAGGAUAGGGAUUCUAAGGAGCGGGGACGAGACAGACGGAGUGAUAGUAGAGACAGGUAUAGGAGUCGUAGCAGGGAUAGGGAGCGUUACAGGAGUAGGUCCAAAGAACGAAGUAGAAGACGAGACAGAAGCCGAGAUCGUGACAGAAAAGAAAAACGAAGGGAUCGCUCUCGGGAUAAGUAUGAGGACUACAAGUAUGAAAAAUCACGUAGGAGUACAGAUGAUAGUCAUAAAUUGAAAUCGAAGAAGCGGAGGAGAUCUAGGUCUGUCUCAUCAGAGAGUGACCAUGACAGUCGGCGGCGAGACAGUCGUGAUAGUCGCAGGUCUCACAAAGACAGGCAUGGUGAUGAGUAUGAGCGUGGUGGUAAGAGGUCCAGUCGCAAACACAAGAAUAGAUCCAUUUCAAGGUGGGGAUUGUUUUUGUCACUUUCAUGCUUUCAUACACAUUUUCACUCUUUCAGAUUUUCCCAUUCUGUUUCUUUCUUUGAAAAUGUUGUCACUUGUCACAGUUCUAUGUUAAAUGUUUUCAACAGAGUUGUCAUGUUUAUUUGUAAUACGACAAUUUAUGUAAACACCCUGAAUGAUCUAUUAGCAUACCAUUACCUAUUAGCAUACCAUUACCUGCAGACAUACAUAAAUCUGCCUAAAAAUAAUAUGCCACAUUCAGGGCUUUGCAGGGAUUGUCUUUCCUCAUUUUGGACAUUGGUAACUGGUAGGUCAUUUAGGGCAUGUAUAGUCCGUAGUGUAACCUGACUGUCGUGUUGUGUUGCAGGUCACCAUCGCCAAGGCGAAGAUGAACACUUCCUCACACACACUUGUGUAUUUCCUUCAAUACAUGCUGCUCAGUUUGGCUGCUUCAAGCAAUCAGGACUUGUGAUGUAUAUGAAAUUUUUAUAUUUGUAAUAUUGAUUCACAGAAAUUAAAUUCAUCAAUGAUA
Messenger RNA from Haliotis rubra (blacklip abalone), 2994 nucleotides. RefSeq names its product arginine/serine-rich protein PNISR-like. Gene Ontology annotation, cellular component: presynaptic active zone; nuclear speck. Lineage: Eukaryota; Metazoa; Mollusca; Gastropoda; Lepetellida; Haliotidae. The record is from RefSeq and is a predicted model, not a curated record. The transcript is spliced from 12 exons. Bases 129 to 2810 code for a protein of 893 amino acids. Gene Ontology annotation, molecular function: RNA binding.